AUGAUAAGACAAACUAUGAAUUUCCCAUCAUUCGGAGGGCAUUUCGCAACAGCGCUGCCAACGAUUCAUCAAUUUGCGGCGAAAUUUUCGCAAGGCAAUGCUACUACACCACUGUGUCCACCGCCAGAAACUAACCAAAGAUAUACUGCCAAUGGAAUACCAUCCUUCACCCAACAUCACCAUGCUAAUCCACAGCAGAUGCUAAGCACAGUAAAUUCUAGUAAGUUCCAGACCAACUACAUCAACCAGACAAUAUACACGCAAUCUUCCAGCAAUGGACAUGACAAACGACAAAAUUUUGAACCUCAGGAAUUGGCGCAAGAGUUGUGUGCGGUUAUGCUACAACAGGGUCAACAACAUCAGGAAAAACAGAAGGAAAAGCCCAAAUUGGAAACAAGAUCAUCGCCUCCGCAAAAUCAGCAAAGAAUUAUUCAACAACCCCCGACGCAAAUCAGCCAACCUGAACAAAACCAAAACAAUCCUACUAUGCCUUCUGCUUGGCAAUCAUUGACCACGCCUAGUGCUACUGUUGCCAACUAUUUGUCCCAUUUGCCGUCGUCCACUCUACCAUUAAGCAUCCAUCAUUUUUUGAAGUAUUCUUCGGAAAAUUUGAAGAAAGAAAAUAUCCAGCAGCUGAAUAUUCCUAAUAAUACAGAUAACAAUUUGAUUCAGAAUAAUUCGUUAAAUUUAAAUCUAAAUACAAGUUUUGGGUCUACCGUUAACAGUUUGGCGACUAAUAGUUUGAAUACUUUGAACACUUUGAACACCGGUCAAAUUCAGAAUGUUGCACAGACGAAGAAAAAGAAGAAAAAAGUUGAGAAAGAAAGGAAGCCCAGACCUAAACCAGGUACAACCUCUCAGGCACUACACCUACAAGUGCCUGCUCCGAUUGCUUCCAAUAAUAUGACUAUUUCGUCUUGUAUUCUUCCUUAA
Diabrotica balteata is the source of this 933-nucleotide messenger RNA. The record is from the annotation of a GenBank genome assembly. NCBI's taxonomy places the organism in Eukaryota, Metazoa, Arthropoda, Insecta, Coleoptera, Chrysomelidae.